This is a messenger RNA of Prosopis cineraria, 1268 nucleotides long. RefSeq lists its product as uncharacterized. The record is from RefSeq and is a predicted model, not a curated record. The transcript is spliced from 5 exons. The coding region runs from base 289 to 1071 and encodes 260 amino acids. NCBI's taxonomy places the organism in Eukaryota, Viridiplantae, Streptophyta, Magnoliopsida, Fabales, Fabaceae.
AUUAUCGGAGUUGAGGCGUUGCAAGCGCUCUAUUCGUCCUUCUUUCCAGAUGGGCUGUACUACGUGAUUGAUUCGACGAAGCUCUCAUUCCUACGUAGUGCAUACUUUCACUGUAAAUACCAUAUUACGUGGCUGAUAUCUCGAACGCACACUAACAUUUCAAUUUCAUCGAUGAUUAUUUGAUUUGAUUUCCUCUCGAUCUUUCUCUCUUGUUCGCUCCCUGUUAGUGCGUCACUUGCCUGCAACUAGGCUUUUCUUCUUCCUCUUUUUCAAUUUCAAGCCGUGACAAUGAGACUUUCGCACGCAUUGACGCAAGGAACUUCCAGAACAACAUCAUCGGCGCCGCUCGGUCGCCAUAAUUUCAUUUUGAGCCCCUGUGCCAAAAGGGUUUCUGAGUUCGGGAAUCAUAGAUCGAGUUUUCUAAAUUGCGGGUGUAGCACCUCAGGGUCUGCUGUCUCUUCUGCGGCAAAUUCUUCAUCGCCUGUUAUCGCGUCGAAUUCUCGCAUAUCUCAGAAGAAACCUGGGAAGUUGGAAGCUAUUGAGGAAGAGAUAGAGAAGGUCAUUUAUAGAUGCCGGUUUCUGGCUAUUCUGGGAGUUUUUGGCUCAUUAAUCGGAUCGUUUCUAUGUUUUAUCAAGGGCUGCACAUUUGUUGCAGAGACUUUUAUGAUAUAUUUCAUUGAUCGAAGUAAAGUAAUCCUGAUGCUGGUAGAAGCUAUCGAUGUCUAUCUUUUAGGAACCGUUAUGCUGGUUUUUGGAAUGGGUCUCUAUGAGCUCUUUGUCAGUAAUCUUGGUAGUGCAGGCUCUCUGCCAGAUCAAAACGAUUCUUACAGAUCCAAUCUCUUUGGUUUGUUCCCUCUGAAGGAACGACCAAAAUGGCUGGACAUAAAGACUGUGAAUGAACUGAAAACGAAGCUGGGUCAUGUGAUAGUGAUGCUACUUCUGAUAGGGUUGUUUGACAGGAGUAAGAAGGCUGUUAUACACACUCCUGUGGAUCUGCUCUGCUUCUGUGCUUCCGUCAUGCUUUCCUCUAGUUGCCUGUUUCUACUGUCUAAGCUGAACGAUGAUAAAUGAGGUCUUUCCCGCAUGCAUCAUGAUAUCAACCUUUGGAUAAAGUAUCCUAGGAAGAUGAAGUAAGUCAUCCACAUUACUGUGUUGUAUAUAUAUUAAGAUGUGCAAUGUUUAAUAUAUAUAUAUAUAUAUGUGUGUAUGUAUGUAUACACACAUGUAUGUAUAUAUAUGUAUACAUACAUGCAUAUGAUGUUGUUUCA